GCUAACGUAAAAGAGGGGUGUGUGCUAGCAUAUCAUUAAACUUAUACCAAUAUAUUCCACGUGAUAAUGCGUUGCCCAUUCGGUUUAAAGUACUUUUCCAAUUACAGGGGUAGCCGUGUAUCGGUUAGAUUGCAGCCGUGUUUGCUGCUUUCUAAGCGGCAUGUAUCAUCCUCAUCGGCUUUAUCUCCACCCGCUUGGAUUGCUCGAUUACGCGAAGAAUGUAGAUCCAACGAGAAAUCGAUUUCCUGCGAUAUCAAGAUUUAUGACGAGUUGUCGUGGUAUCGGAAACCGUUUAUAUUCGACAAGGAUCUGUUUGAUCCCGCGAAUAUGAGCAGUAUUCUGCGCAAGCGUCUCUGUCUAGGUGAUGAAAAUACGGAGUACACUGUGAUUGGAGAGGCAUUUCCCUUUCCAGAUCGAGAAGAUUCUCCUGUCAUUAAUGAACCGAGUAGGUUAUGCCGUCUGUUAUGGGAUCACAACAGUCCAACCGAAAAGAUCAUGAUUCAGCUAUCUGAACACUUUCCACCACUACUCUGGCACACUGUCAGGCCAUCUUACAGUGCUAUCCAAAGAGUAUUCAACGAGUUCCUUGAUGCCGACGCGGAGCACAUGAAAAAAUAUCUGCCGUACUACGAGGAGUUGCAAAAUGGGAUUGAAACUCAGACUAAAGAAUCGCUCACAGGAACUCUUAGUCCUUCAUAUAUUAAAAACAAGUACAUUGAAGAUAUGCGCAGCCGCGAUCCACGCUCAGUGGAAAUGGAUUACCCAUUAGAGCACAGCCUUUUCUUGGGCACCUCAGGGCACUUCCGUUUGAUUGAGGACCGCAUGAUGAAGUCAAAUCCAUUUGUUUUCGGUUGGCCUCUUCUUCUCAGUGAUGGUAAUGAGCAUCUAGAGGACACCCCAGUACGUAUGUGCGCCUUCCGAACUAUAUACUCUAAAUCUCUCUUAAUGUUUCACACAAGAUUGGACCUCCAGGUGGAUCACCGCCAAGUUCACCUACCAGGUGAUGACAAGGAGGAUAUCUUGCUUGAAAUGCCCAUUUUUUGCAACGUUAAUUAUCCAGUAAAUACACGAAUGUGCGGCGGGCGGCCGUUGGUUCAGCGCUUUAAUCAAGUCAUGAACACUUCUUAUCCUUUAGACACUCCUGUUGAUGUUCUCGCGACUUUUUCCCGCGAAAGCACGCUCAAAGGAACUCAAGAAUUGGUGGAGGAGCUGAAGUUUUUGACCGCGGCCUCAGAGCGAGCCCCGGAGGUUGAGCGUGUCUUGCACAUUUCAGAGAAUGAGCUUAGCUCCAAUCGCAUUCUUGGUCAACUAGCCUACACAAUCGUUUACUUGGCAUUAAUGAACUACACGCGUUUUGUGGAGGAUGUAUUUGAGGUGUAUUGGAGACACCCCAGUGAUCUGGUUCGAAUUGCAUGUGCGAAAGGUGCGCACAUCUUUGGACGCCAGGAUUUAUUAGAGAAGUUGAUUCGUCAAGAGCCUGAGGGUCGACCAAAGAAAAUGCUUAUGAAAACUAUGUGUUCAGAAGGAAAUGCGGCUUCGAUUACCAAGUAACGAAGGGUUAGUGUUGUUUCUUCAUGUUUUAAGUUAAUAACGAUAAUUCACAUUAUAGGUUCUAUUAAAGUUCUUCGAGGAUGCAUAUUCACUGAACACUAGCGAAUGAUCACUAUAUGCUCACA
This is a messenger RNA of Phytomonas sp. EM1, 1676 nucleotides long. The record is from the annotation of a GenBank genome assembly. NCBI's taxonomy places the organism in Eukaryota, Euglenozoa, Kinetoplastea, Trypanosomatida, Trypanosomatidae.